This is a messenger RNA of Rhincodon typus (whale shark), 4245 nucleotides long. It is a transcript of the gene tph1a, whose product is annotated as tryptophan hydroxylase 1 (tryptophan 5-monooxygenase) a. The transcript is spliced from 12 exons. The record is from RefSeq and is a predicted model, not a curated record. Bases 293 to 1777 code for a protein of 494 amino acids. Gene Ontology annotation, cellular component: neuron projection. Gene Ontology annotation, molecular function: tryptophan 5-monooxygenase activity; iron ion binding. Gene Ontology annotation, biological process: aromatic amino acid metabolic process; serotonin biosynthetic process. NCBI's taxonomy places the organism in Eukaryota, Metazoa, Chordata, Chondrichthyes, Orectolobiformes, Rhincodontidae.
CUACAACAAGAUACCCGGGCAGAGCAGGUACAACAGUUAAGAGGGCACUGCGCAGGGCACGAUACCAGGCAGGGCAGUAGCGCAGGGCAGGAGACCAGGCAGGACAAGGUAAUAAUACCAGGCAGGACAGGGCAGUAGGCAGGGCAGGAAACCAGGCAGGACAGGGUAUUAAUACCAGGCAGGACAGGGCAGUAACUGAGGGCAGCAGAGUGGGCAAAGCGGUGGAGCAGAGCGCAGGAGGCGGGCAGUGGCACAGCGUGGCACGGAAGAGAGUAGCAGGGAGCUCGGCGGCAUGUACUCCAACAGGUUCGAGGGACCCAGGAGAGGGCGAUCCUUCGAGUCUGUGAACUCCGGAAUGGACGAGAAGCACCUGAAUAAUGAGAUCAACAAGUCAAAUUUCAGUAAAAUUGAAGAGAAUAAGGAGAAUAAAGAGAAUUGCAAUGUGUCUGUAGAACGGGGGCGAGUUGCUGUGGUCUUCUCACUCAAAAAUGAAGUUGGAGGGCUUGCGAAAGCACUGAAACUCUUCCAGGAAAAACACGUGAACCUAGUUCACAUUGAGUCUCGAAAGUCUAAGCGAAGGAAUUCUGAGUUUGAGAUUUUCUUGGACUGUGACAGUAACAGAGAACAACUCAAUGAAAUCAUCCAAAUUUUGAAAAGUCAUGUUAAUGUGGUAACCCUGAACCCACCUGACAACUCCUAUGCACAAAGUGGUGAUGUACAAAUUUAUUGCCUUAAUGUUGAUGACAUGGAAGCUGUUCCUUGGUUUCCGAAGAAGAUUUCUGAUCUGGACAAGUGUGCGAACCGGGUGCUAAUGUAUGGCUCAGACCUGGAUGCAGAUCAUCCGGGAUUCAAAGACAAUGUCUAUCGCAAAAGGAGAAAAUAUUUUGCAGAUCUGGCCAUGGAGUACAAAUAUGGUGACCCUAUUCCACAGGUAGAAUUCACAGAGGAAGAAGUGAAAACAUGGGGCACAGUUUUCCGAGAACUGACCAAGCUAUACCCAACCCAUGCCUGCAGAGAAUAUUUGAAGAAUUUGCCUCUGCUGACAAAGUACUGUGGCUAUAGGGAAGAUAAUAUUCCUCAGUUGGAGGAUGUUUCCAGGUUCCUAAAGGAAAGGACUGGGUUCACUAUACGACCAGUAGCUGGUUAUCUGUCUCCCCGGGAUUUUCUGGCUGGUCUGGCAUUUCGGGUGUUCCAUUGUACUCAAUAUGUGAGACACAGCUCGGAUCCACUCUACACCCCUGAACCUGACACAUGCCAUGAGCUGAUGGGACACGUUCCUCUUCUGGCUGAACCAAGUUUUGCUCAGUUUUCUCAGGAGAUUGGCUUGGCUUCUCUGGGAGCUUCUGAUGAAGCAGUUCAGAAACUAGCCACAUGCUACUUUUUUACUGUGGAAUUUGGUCUAUGUAAGCAAGAUGGUCAACUCAGAGUCUAUGGAGCUGGUCUGCUGUCUUCUGUCAGUGAACUGAAGUACUCACUCUCAGGAAAUUCCAAGGUGAAGCCUUUUGACCCAAAAGUCACUUGCAAGCAGGAGUGUCUCAUCACCACAUUCCAAGAUGUCUAUUUUGUUUCAGAAAGUUUUGAAGAUGCCAAAGAGAAGAUGAGGGAAUUUGCAAAGACCAUCAAGCGCCCAUUCAGUGUGAGAUACAAUCCAUACACACAGACUGUGGAAGUUCUGAAGGACACCAAGAGCAUCACAAAUAUUGUGAAGGAACUUCGACAGGAGCUCGAUAUUGUUUCAGAUGCCCUCAGCAGGAUCAACAAGCAAUAUGGCAUCUAACCCUAACCUGUCGCUGCUCCAUCCCUCACCCCUGUUGCAAGUUCGUACCUGGUUAUUAUUCUUAAGGCAUGAUUAGAUAAUAUCCUGAACAAUUAACCAAACAUUAACCUGCAAAAGUACAAACGGUGACAGCAUAUAUAAAAAAACAGACUGGUUCAAAACUAGGUCAUGCUGACAUAGUCUGCAUUUGGAAAACUAGCAUCCUAUACAUGCAGACACUGAUCCUUGUUCAAGCUGCUAUCUUUUAAGAAAUCUCAAUACUGAAUCAGGUAUCCAGGCUGUGGACAUUGUAGCCAGGUCUGUCAGGCUCUGACAGAAGGCCACAGUACUGAAACAUUAGCUCUGUUUCUCUCUGCACAGAUACUGCCAGAGUGGCUGAGCGUUCUCAACUUUUUCCAUUGUUUAUUUCAGGUUUCCAGUACUGUAUUUCUGUGUUCUGUCAGGCAAUUCUCCAUUCCCUAGCAAGGCUCAGAGUAGGCAAUUACAAUUCUCAAAUACUUGUUUGACAAUUUCCAUUAUUCACAUUGUUUGACCGGCGGGAGCAUUGUAGAGAGCCAUUUACAAAAUAAAAACCCCACAUUCUUCAUUUAUUCAUUGAUUGUAAUUAAAAGAAUGUAGAUAAAUGGUCUCCUUUGUGAACAUGACAGAAUUCCUGUGGAACAUUGCUCAUUUGAAAGUUCCAUGAACAGAAAAAAGCAGACUAAAUGGAUGUCCAUUACCUAUCAGAAGAAAAACCCUCAUACCUGCAGUUCCAAGAAUUUGAAAUUAAAAUCUGUCAAGGAUUAGCCAAAUAUUUGGGUCUGCUGCACUGACAAGUAAUCUUCAUUGAAAUAAAUUAACUGUUAAGGAGUUUGGAUCAUUUAGAUCCUGACUUUUCUUUAAAAUAAGGUAGACUAGUAUUGCCAGAGAGCAGAAAAAUAAAGUCAUGAAGAAGAUCCAGAAGAAACUCCUCUGUGAAAACUUUUAUUUGUGAUAAUGAAUCAGAAGAGAGAGAAAUUUAGAUUUUCUGCUUUUGCUGAAUCAGAAAUGUCAAUGACAGGGUGAAAAUUCUGACCCCCACAAGUUCCUGCCAGGAUAUUUUUGGGGGUGAAAGGGGUUAAUUCAGCUUUCAGGCCUUUGCUGGUCUGUUUACCUGGUGUAAUGAUCCAUCCUGAUGGAAUGCAAAGGGGUUCCAUUCCUUUUAUUUCUUAACCCUUGGUACCUACCCGCAUGAAUACUGGACUCCAGGAAUAAGCAGGUAUUGCUGCCUUCAGCUGCUGCUGAGAACAAUUGAAGAAAAUGCCACAUGACAAAUUCCUGUAAUUUGUGUGUAAUUAUGGGGAAGGUAUAACUUACGCCCAAUUACAUUGCUGGUAGUGGUCAAACGGGGAACCAAUGGAGCAGAAUGUCAAGGUUAGAAUCUACAGGAUGUCACAUGAAAUAUCCAGUGGGCAUACGCUGGGCUGUGAAACUUGGAAUAUUGGUACAUUGGUGGUAGACCUCUUAUAUAUUCUGGAGACUAGUCUUGCAAUAAUUUACAAUUGGAGGAUUGUCUGAUGAUAGUUGAAGGUGCAGAAUAUAAUCCAGCAGCUGGCUUCAGGUAUAAUGAUCAUGUCAUGAAGAGACUGCAUGACUGUUGUCCCUCUGGUACAAUGAUGUACCCUAUCCAUGCUCACUGAGUUUUGCAGGUUAAUGUUGGCAGUUGCUGACUAGUCUAGAAUGUUUGCUGAAAUCCCGUUGUCUUGCAAUAGUUGUCACCCUGAAGAUUUUGAAGCUGCUGUGUGAAUGGCUUUCAUAUUCCCUGACUGUCAGCUGUAGUAUUUGCGUACUGAUUGUUGUGUUUCUACAUGCAUUCGCCAUGACCAGUAAUGCUUUUGCUCAGAAAAUCAUUGUUUUAAAGUAACCAAAACUUUCAGUUCUUGCGUUGGAGGGUGGCACUUUGGAGAAAUAACAUUGGAGUAUGUGUUCAGUUCUAAGAGUCCAUUUAUUAGCUGGAUGAAAGCUGAGAUAAUUGUAAUUGAACAGUUUUUAAAAAAGAAUAUAGUGUUGAAUCUGAAUUUGGUUAACAUUCACAAAGGGAAAGUGCUUUUGAAUUAAGAUCCAGAUGGAAGGGAAAGGGGUUGCUAAUGAGUACGGCUGUUUUAGGCUAGCACUAUGCAUAGAAUUUGGGACUAAAUGAAACUGGGAUUAUGCAGGAAGAGACCAUACCUUCAGUUUAUGUGUAAUGGAUAUUAAUAGCCUAACAAGGACAAGUUACAUUUCAUCCCAUGUAGGCACAGUUUUCAACUUUACAACUCUUGCUAGAUUCUAAUUUUAGAUUCUAAUUCUAGAUUUUAAAUGCGCUUGUCCUUGUGCCAAAUUAUUUGCCCAAUACGCUUAUGUUUCACUAAUAAAGAUCAGAUUUACCCUAUAAAGCUGUUGUGUGCAAUGGCUGAGCCUAACUCAAUGUACUGUAGUUUUGUUUCCACUUUUUGGGAGUGGUCAUGUGA